AUGAACUCAACAAAUCCGGCAAGUGUUUUAGGUUUUGGUACGUGGCAGCAGAUUGUAGACAAAUUCUUAUACUGUGCUAACUCUUCAAAGCAAACAGGAGGCUCAAAGAAAAUUAAAGAAGCAAACUUACCUGCGCACACUCAUACAGGAACGACAAACUUUUCUGGCGACCAUAGCCACUCAUUAAGAGACCACCCAUUAUACAACUCAGACUAUAAAGCUGGCAAUGACGUUUUAUCUCCAUCUUAUAACAAUUCAGCAAAAAAGACUUUUCGACCAACUGAACCAGGAGGAAAUCAUUCACACACUUUCACAACAAAUCCAACAGGCUCGGGUGAAGAUUAUAUGCCACCAUUUAUGACGGUUUAUGCAUGGUACCGCGUUCAAUGA
Messenger RNA from Trichomonas vaginalis G3, 390 nucleotides. RefSeq names its product keratin-associated protein family. The coding region runs from base 1 to 390 and encodes 129 amino acids. Lineage: Eukaryota; Parabasalia; Trichomonadida; Trichomonadidae. The transcript has a single exon. The record is from RefSeq and is a predicted model, not a curated record.